Molecule: messenger RNA, 1186 nt
Organism: Ciona intestinalis (vase tunicate)
Lineage: Eukaryota; Metazoa; Chordata; Ascidiacea; Phlebobranchia; Cionidae
Source: RefSeq
UUUAAAUGGGUCAUUCCCACUAAAUGAAACUUGCUGUGUAGAGUUAUAAGGCAGGAUAUUUUAAAUACUAGUUUAGUGACUUAUUAGUAUGCAGUGAAGAUAUAUUUAGGACGAUAUAUAUAUGGUGUAAGCAUCACCUUAUCUGUAUACAAAGAAUUAGAAAUAACGACAGUCGUUUGAAAUGCCAAAAUCACCAGUCAAGAAAACACGUCGGCGCAAACGAGCCGCAAAUUCUCAAGCAUCAGGGCAAGCAAAAUCUUCUUACACUGUACGACCUAACGCUGCGAUCAGGGAAAGAGAAAGAUUGAAAGUAUUUAACGAUUCAUUGGAAGCAUUACAGAAAGUAAUUCCCAUCAACUUACCAGAAGGACGAAAGCUGCAUAAAAAGCAAACGCUGCAGCUCGCUUGUCGGUACAUUCGGUUUUUAAAAGAUGUUUUGGAUGAUAAACGAGAUUGGGGAGAAAGAAGGAGAUUUUGGUGCGGAUCAGAUGCAGAUAUUAACAUGAUUGAAGCCAUUGAUGCAGCUGCGAUAAAAAACACACAAACUCCGACCAAGAACCCGAAAAUUGAACGAACACCUCGUAAAACGCAUAAUCACCAAACAACAACUAAUAUACAGCGCACGAAUACAUCUUAUGCAACACCUGUUCACUAUACGAACGCCAUGUUUAAGCGUAAGCCAAUUUCUCUCCCGCCUAUUCUACCACAAAUAAGCGAUGUGUAUUCAAUGGGUUGCAGACAAAGAGAUACUUACCCUGAUAUUUCGAAUAUGGUGACGUCACACGAUAAAAUGACGUCACGAGUUGAAAUGACGUCACAUAUGAAGCUUGUCCAUAGUGAAGAGUUGGAAAACCAAAGCGAAAACUCAGCCAUUAAAACUGAGAUGACUGAAGAGUUUCCAGCGACUAAAAGAGACGAUUGGGACGUGUGGCCAGAUCUUAUUGACAUUAUAUCUAAGCCAGAAACUUAAUGUGUGGCGUUAUCAAACCCCUCAACUUUAAUUGUAAAAUGUUCCACAACAAUAAACGUAAAACAUGGUUAUGACGCAACAAACGACGUUGUUGCGUAAGAAAACUCCUGAAGUCAUUUUCCAGAAUAUUGCUUGCCGAAUUUCGAGUAAAACACUAAAUUGAAAUAAAAAUACAAAAAAAUGUGUUUGUACAUAAUAAAGUUUGCGUAAAAUUAG